This is a messenger RNA of Entrophospora sp. SA101, 1857 nucleotides long. The record is from the annotation of a GenBank genome assembly. Lineage: Eukaryota; Fungi; Glomeromycota; Glomeromycetes; Entrophosporales; Entrophosporaceae.
AUGAUACUACUGGGAACCUAUUUUACCGGUCAAGUGCCUUUUCAGCAAGUUUUAUUACAUGGUCUAAUUCGCGACAAGUAUGGCAAAAAAAUGUCCAAAUCUUUGGGUAAUGGAGUUGAGCCAGACGAACUUGUCAAAAAAUACGGUUGUGAUAGUUUACGACUUUUUUUAUUAGAGAAUAAUAUUUGGGGUUCCGAUUUAAUUUACAACGAAGACAAAGUAGUUGGCAUAUUAAAAAUGAUACUACUGGGAACCUAUUUUACCGGUCAAGUGCCUUUUCAGCAAGUUUUAUUACAUGGUCUAAUUCGCGACAAGUAUGGCAAAAAAAUGUCCAAAUCUUUGGGUAAUGGAGUUGAGCCAGACGAACUUGUCAAAAAAUACGGUUGUGAUAGUUUACGACUUUUUUUAUUAGAGAAUAAUAUUUGGGGUUCCGAUUUAAUUUACAACGACGGCAAAAAAAUUAUUGGCUCCACUGACCUGGCUUCUGAACUUGACCAAGUAGAAGUUUAUUAUGAUUCCGGUCAAAAGUAUGGAGUGGAGGAAUUUGAUGUACCAGUAAAAAUUCUGCAAUUAGAAGAAGAUACCGCCAAAAGUACUUAUUCGCAGGCAGAAAUUAAAUUAGAUUUUAAUCGCGCUGGUAAUCCUUUAAUUGAAUUAGUUACUGAGCCAGUUUUUCAGCAAGUUGAAACCGUUUUAAUAUUUAUUAAGCAAUUACAAAAUCUGCUCCGCUAUUUAGGUAUUUCCCAAGCCAAACUGGAGCAAGGACAGUUACGAGUUGAUUUAAAUUUUUCUCUGCAAUUAGGUGAUAAUUAUGCUACGCCGCAAAAUACUUAUCAAGGCGAUAUUCCUCCCAAUAGCCAAGUUGGACCUUGGGAAUUAGGUUAUUUAGGAGUUUUACCGAUAAUUAAUCCGGAAGUUAUUCAGUUAGGCUUGAAAUUAGCCGCCGCUUUAAAAAUGAAAAUCAGUCCUACUAUUCUUUUUGACCGGAAAAUUUACAAUUAUUUUGAUUUGCCAAAAGGUUAUCAAAUUACCCAACAAGAACUGCCUUUUGCGAAUUCUGGUUAUCUACCAAUUAUCGCCGCGAAUGAAAUUAAAAAAGUACCAGUAAAAAUUCUGCAAUUAGAAGAAGAUACCGCCAAAAGUACUUAUUCGCAGGCAGAAAUUAAAUUAGAUUUUAAUCGCGCUGGUAAUCCUUUAAUUGAAUUAGUUACUGAGCCAGUUUUUCAGCAAGUUGAAACCGUUUUAAUAUUUAUUAAGCAAUUACAAAAUCUGCUCCGCUAUUUAGGUAUUUCCCAAGCCAAACUGGAGCAAGGACAGUUACGAGUUGAUUUAAAUUUUUCUCUGCAAUUAGGUGAUAAUUAUGGUACGCCGGGUUAUGGAAUCAAAAAUCUUAAUGCGCUGGCUAAUAUUGAAAGGGCAAGAGGACAAAAAUUAUUAAAUGAUAUUGAUUUAGACAAGUGUGACAACUUGGUGGAAAUUAAGAUAUUAAGUAAUAAUUUAACUUCAAUAGAAUUUUUAGAAAAUUUACCCCACCCCAAAAAACUACAAGUUCUCAAUAUUUCUGACAACAAUAUACAACCAAUCUCCCUAGAAUUUUUAGAAAAUUUUACAAAUCUUAAAACUUUGGAUAUUGGAAAUUCGGGUUGUUAUAACCAAUUUCAUGGUUCUUUGAAACCACUAGUAAAUCUCAAAGAUCUAGAAAAAUUGAUUAUUGAUAAUACCGAUAUUGAUAGCGGAUUAGAGUAUUUGCCUAGUAGUCUCAGGGUUUUUUCUUGCAUAUCAGACCUUAGAGAAGAUGCCAAAGUCAAGUUGAUUGAAGAAGAGUUAAGAGAAUACAAAGGAGAUGUGAACGCUUGA